This is a messenger RNA of Medicago truncatula (barrel medic), 1104 nucleotides long. Its product is annotated as peptide deformylase 1B, chloroplastic. NCBI's taxonomy places the organism in Eukaryota, Viridiplantae, Streptophyta, Magnoliopsida, Fabales, Fabaceae. The transcript is spliced from 7 exons. Gene Ontology annotation, molecular function: peptide deformylase activity. The coding region runs from base 57 to 818 and encodes 253 amino acids. Gene Ontology annotation, biological process: peptidyl-methionine modification. Gene Ontology annotation, cellular component: chloroplast. The record is from RefSeq and is a predicted model, not a curated record.
UUUAGACGAAUAGUUUUAACAUUAACGAAAACAUUACCCGUUCACAAUUUGUGGCGAUGGCUUCAAUCCUCCCAAGUCAUCUUCUUCAUCAUCAUCACCUCCGCUGUUCUGCACUUGCUGCCAUUCCAAACCGCUUCUUCUACCUGACUCUCUCCUCCUCCAGCCGCACCAAGUCCGCUUUUUCAGCUUCACAAAACGAAUUCGCUUCUCUUGGUGAUUUAGAAUUUGAAGCGCCUCUGAAAAUAGCGAAAUAUCCAGACCCCAAGUUAAGGAAAAAGAAUAAACGCAUUGGAACCUUUGAUGAUAAUCUUAAGAAACUUGUAGAUGAAAUGUUCGAUGUAAUGUACGAAACUGAUGGUAUUGGUCUUUCAGCACCCCAAGUAGGAAUUAAUGUUCAACUUAUGGUUUUCAAUCCGGUAGGCGAACGUGGUGAAGGAGAAGAAAUUGUUCUUGUAAACCCAAGAGUUGGUAAACGCUCAUUGAACCGGACAAUCUAUAAUGAGGGUUGUUUAUCUUUCCCCGGCAUUCGUGGCGAUGUAAAGCGACCAGAAUAUGUGAAAAUUGAUGCACUUGAUGUCAAGGGAAAACGGUUUUCAGUUAGUUUGUCUGGCCUUCCAGCACGGAUAUUCCAACAUGAAUUUGACCAUCUACAGGGAAUCCUUUUCUUUGAGAGAAUGGCUGACGAAGUUUUUGAUAGUAUUCGUGGACAGUUACAGGCCCUUGAAAUUGAGUAUGAGGAAAUGACUGGAUUCCCAAGCCCUGAAAAGAUAGAAAGUCGCAGGACAAGAAAGGUGCCUUCUGGUUUUGGGAAAUCGUGAUCUUCAAGGUGUGACUAGUAGUGCAUAGUCAUCAAGGACAUCACCUAUGAUCAUAGCAAUCGUCAUUUAUUCAUGUUGCUCUGAAGAGUGGAAUUCGUCCUUAGUGACCAUUUCCAUUUUUAGUUUGUUAAUUGAUGUCUAUUAUUUGAAUUCUUGACAUUUUUCUCCAGUGUGAUUUGGAGAUUAUUUUGUUUACAAGCACUGAGUUGUGAUUUGCAUUGUUUUAUAUCGAAAGAUCUAUCUAUUUGUUGAAAAGCUUUCAUAAAGUGGAGGAAACUUUUCAUUA